AUGGCUGAUCAAUCAUAGGCUGAAUAUUUGAACUUAAAAGUUAAGUCUCAAGAUGGAGAAGAGGUGUUCUUUAAAAUCAAAAAAUAAACUCAAUUCAAGAAGUUGAUGGAUGCUUAUUGCUCAAGACAGAAUCUUCAAAUCUAAAAUGUGAGAUUCCUUUUUGAUGGAGAAAGAAUUUUGGAGACACAAACUCCAGCUGAUAUUGGAAUGGAAACAGGAGAUGAAAUUGAUGUGGUUAUUGAGUAAGUCGGAGGUAUGAAAUGUGUAUGAAUAAACAUACACAUCCCUCAUAUAUAUCUUAUGCAUGU
Paramecium tetraurelia is the source of this 308-nucleotide messenger RNA. RefSeq lists its product as uncharacterized. NCBI's taxonomy places the organism in Eukaryota, Ciliophora, Oligohymenophorea, Peniculida, Parameciidae. The transcript has 3 exons. Gene Ontology annotation, cellular component: nucleus. Gene Ontology annotation, molecular function: protein tag activity; ubiquitin-like protein ligase binding. The record is from RefSeq and is a predicted model, not a curated record. Gene Ontology annotation, biological process: protein sumoylation.